GAUAGACCCAAUCGAAGCCAUAUUCACGCGUAGGGAGUGAGCGAUCCAUAUAUUAUACGUCCAUGCGUCGAGGGUAAGCAUGGACGUCGAAAUAGAAAUCGAACGGUGCAUACGGGAUGCCUCGGGACGGAUGGCCAGUAAGUAGCGAUGCCAGGAAUCACGGCCACAACUUACCGAUCGUCCAUUCUGGGAAAUUUUGUAGAUCUUUCCAAUAUAUUUAGUCGUUGACGAUCAUUUUUACCAGCCGCAUCCACCGACACAAUCGGGAAUCUUUGAUUGGUACGAUUCCCAAAGACACCGAAGUAAUGAUCUCCUUGACGUGGUGAAAGAGAAGUGUGCAGUCGUCGCCUCGACUGAAUUCGGGUGGCUUCGAGCAACAUUCGACAAACGAAAGCCGCGCACUUUUCGUGACCACCGAAGAGGCGCGACCUAACCUCACCCAGAGCUUCGCGAGCUCCGCGUCGAGCGCCGUCUCUCAUGGAAGCUAUGAGAUCCUGAUCUUCGACGAGGUCUUCCGAAAAACAAAGAGAGAAAGAGAGGGCGAGAGAGGGAGGGAGAGAAAAAGUCUCGACGCCGCAGUGGUUCUCGUCGAGCAGGGAAGAUGUCGCUGGUGCGCUCUAUCGGGGACGUGGUCGGGUUCCUGUUGCUCUCGUUGAUCGCCAUCUUGGAGAGCAUCGUCAAGUCCUUCAUCCCGGUCAAGUACAAGAUGAAGAACAUCUCCGGGGAGAUCGCCCUGGUGACCGGGGGCGGCGGCGGACUCGGUCGACUCCUGUCGCUGCGCCUGGCCGACCUCGGGGCCGUCGUCGUCGUCUGGGACAUCAAUAGCUCCGGCAUCGAAGAAACUGUAAAAUUGGUGCAAGCCGCUGGCGGUACGUGUUACGGGUACGUUUGCGAUCUCUGCGAUCGACAAGAUGUCUACAAGAAGGCACAAGUCUUAAGGGAAGAGGUUGGCAAGGUGUCGAUACUCAUCAACAAUGCUGGCGUUGUCUCGGGAAGACCGUUCCUCGAUACUCCGGAUGAACUGAUCAUCCGGACCAUGGACGUCAACGUAAUGAGUCACUUCUGGACCGUGAAGGCGUUUUUGCCUGGCAUGAUCGAAGAAAACAAAGGACAUAUAGUCAGCAUAGCGAGUCUGGCAGGUCACGUCGGGAUCCCAAAGUUGGUGGAUUACUGCACUUCGAAGUUUGCAGCGGUCGGAUUUGACGAAGGUCUCCGAAUGGAGUUGGAGCACGCGGGAUACAACAUCCAAACGACGGUCAUAUGUCCAUACUUCAUUCGCAGCACCGGAAUGUUCGACGACGUUCAAUCUAGGUUUGUGCCAACUCUCAGCUCCAAUGAAGUAGCCGAAAGAGUUAUCACUGCAAUGAGAUGCAACGAAAAGUAUGCCAUAUUGCCGAGCUACCUUCAGUGCGCCCUACUCCUCAAAUGGGUGUUCCCGUGGAGUUGCGUGGCAAUGUUCCUGCGCGGUUUGGUGAUGGAUGCCUCACCAGCGAACAAGCCUGCCAAUAUCGUAAACGUGCCAGAAGUGGCGAAUGUUUUGUCCAAGGAUCAGCCAGGAUCCUCGAUUCAUCAUCAAUUGACUAGACGCGUGUCCAGCUCGGAGAGGAAACCCUAGUCGCGAAACUUUGUUAGAAUCAUAACGCGCGAGUGACGUGGCUGGACUCCAAGAACUGGAAAUCGGAAUAGAUUAAGAUGAUUGCGCUUGUCGAUGGAUGCGAAGAACGCUUUAAGCGUGGAAAGUUUAAAUUCGCUCCGUCGAAGCUGAUCGAGGUUAUAACGACCGUAACGCGAAAUGAUCGCUGAGGCGUGUCUUGGGACGUUGAAUGGAUUUCCAUCGUCCUGUGUGCGAAGGACGGAGCUGCGGAAAUUUUAUUCGAAAUCACUUCCGAUUGUUGUUCGAAUGCGGGACCAAUGUUUUUGUUAGCGACAUGAUGGGGUUUUUGCGGAGACCGCGGCGACCCGCUCCGCCCCGUCAAAGUGUGCGACGGAUCCGCGCAACAGUGAACACAAUGUGAAACAUUUAUCGCAUAGGGGCGUGAGUUUUGAACUUGCACAUAACUACCGUUGACCGUGCCGUUACCGUCGGAAUAUAGGCGAUUUGAAAAUUGUCUGUAAUAUACCGUUAGCACAUACCGGCCCUCGGUAAUUCUUAUCGACGCAUAACCUGUUUUUCAUCUUCGAGCAAAUCGUCAAAAAUAUUUGAAAUUCUCCAAAUAACAUUAUUUUUAAGUAAAUGUCGUGACACCGUAUACGUUUUCUUUGUUCAGUUCAUUUUCUCCAUUUCUUCAUCGAAAAGCAUUUUAAAUAAAUGAAGUUCUUCGUUGGAACUAUCCGUUUUGGAAAACGUACGGACGCAAACGGUGUCAAUUGAUAAUUGAAAUGAAAAAUGUAUGUUUUAAUCCGAUGCGCUGCGGUCCGGGACGACAUUAACGUGCGCUCCUGCAUUUUUGUAAUGCGAUGCGCGGUUAUACCGUGCGCGAACCUUUAGAUUAAGAUUUUAAGAAAACAACGCGCCCAGGCUCUUAAUGCAGCAGCUCCGCUUCUUACGCGUAGGACGAUGGCUCGAGCUGACUUCAAUUCACAUUGUGCCACUACUUCUAACUGGGUCAAUUAUUUUGUAAUUCUGUAAAAUAAUCUUUUCCACGUUUGUAUAUAGAUGAUAACACUGGUGAUCAUUUAGAGAUCGUGAAAUGUUAAUUUUUUUCUGCAAUUCCUUGAAUGCUGGAAGGUAUAAAAGUGGUUGUAUAAUAGCGCACUUAAGUUCAAGUGUGUCCGGCGAAUUCUUUGUAACGAUUUCUAAAUGAAAAUACUUCGUCCUUUCUUUCUAUUAUAUCUAGUUAUCGAUAUCAACUAGUGAAUCAUAGGUAUUAAAUUUGAACCAUCGUCAAGUCGUCAUCGAUACCACUAAUCCAUGAAAUGAAUGAACUAAAACAAAUAGGAAGUGACGAUGUUGACAUUCAUAAUUUCUUUCGUUGUAAACAGUGCGGUAAUAACGGAGUAGAAAAUGAAAUAAGUACAUAAAAUUAUGCCAUGUAGUAAGAAAAGGAUAGAAAUAUGGACAUUGAAAAUGAAACAGAAGAGCAGAGACUCAGGGACAUUUUUGUACUGUUUCGUCACCGAGGUAACUGCAUUGGUGUAUUAUUUGAAAUAAUUUGUUACAAGUUUGUAAAUAGUUAAUACCGUAGUUGAGAUAAAUUAUUUUUGUUUCUGAAAUAAAUCCUAUUUGGCAGUUAA
Molecule: messenger RNA, 3234 nt
Organism: Orussus abietinus
Lineage: Eukaryota; Metazoa; Arthropoda; Insecta; Hymenoptera; Orussidae
Product: short-chain dehydrogenase/reductase family 16C member 6
Exons: 8
Coding region: 602-1615 (337 amino acids)
Cellular component (GO): lipid droplet
Molecular function (GO): oxidoreductase activity, acting on the CH-OH group of donors, NAD or NADP as acceptor
Source: RefSeq, a predicted model, not a curated record